This is a messenger RNA of Zalophus californianus (California sea lion), 1622 nucleotides long. Its product is annotated as leukocyte immunoglobulin-like receptor subfamily A member 5. Gene Ontology annotation, biological process: cytokine-mediated signaling pathway. Gene Ontology annotation, molecular function: inhibitory MHC class I receptor activity. The record is from RefSeq and is a predicted model, not a curated record. Lineage: Eukaryota; Metazoa; Chordata; Mammalia; Carnivora; Otariidae. The transcript has 6 exons.
UGCUAGAGCCAGAGACGGGAGUCGCCAUGACCCCCGCCCUCACGGCCCUGCUCUGUCUCGGGCUGAGUGUGGGCGCCAGGACCCGAGUGCAGGCAGGGACCCUCCCCAAACCCACCAUCUGGGCUGAGCCAGGCUCUGUGAUCCCCUGGAGGACAUCUGUGACCAUCUGGUGUCAGGGGAGCCUGGAGGCCCAGGAGUACCGCCUGCAUAAAGAGGGAAACUCAGAGACCUGGGACAGAUGGAAGCCACUGGAGCCCGGGAACAAGGCCAAGUUCUCCAUCAGAUACAUGACAGAUGCAUAUGCAGGACGCUAUCUCUGUUCCUAUUGCAGUCCCACUGGCUGGUCAGAGCCCAGUGACCCCCUUGAGCUGGUGGUGACAGGAUUGCACGACAAACCCAGCCUCAUAGCCACGCCCAGCCCUGUUGUGACCUCAGGAGGGAACGUGACCCUCCAGUGUGGCUCAUGGGUGGGAUUCGACAGGUUCAUCCUGAUGAAGGAAGGAGAACGCCAGACCUCCUGGACCCUGGACUCCCAGCCAGCCCCCAGUGGGGGGUCCCAGGCCCUGUUCCCUGUGGGCCCUGUGACCCCCAGCCCCAGGUGAACAUUCAGAUGCUAUGGUUGUUACAGCAACACCCCCCAGAUAUGGUCGUACCCCAGUGACCCCCGGGAGCUGGUGGUCUCAGAAGCAGCUGAUGCCAUCAGCCCAUCACGAACCAAGGCAGACACCAACACAGCCUCCCACACCCAAGAUUACACAGUGGAGAAUCUCAUCCGCAUGGGCAUGGCUGCAGUGAUCCUGGUGGUCCUCGGGAUUCUCCUCUUUCAGGCUUGGUACAGUGAGAGAAGAGCCCAAGAUGCAGCCAGGAGGUAAACACAAGAGAUACAAGAGAGAACAAUGCAAUGAUCAGAAUAGCAGAGCCUGGGAAAUACACCUUGUGUGCCCAGGAGGUUCUGGAAGCGCAUGUGGGGCAAGUGCUGUGUGAACCGUCUGCAGAUCAUUGUGAGGAGGAGGAGGAGUCAUGGCUCCAGUGUGGGGACAAUGUACGCACUCUUUUGCCAUUAAACCGUGGACUCUCCUUCCAAACCAUUGUUGAGUUGUCUUCACUGGCUCCCAUCUUUCCCCAUUUCGUGAAACCAGCUUAUACCCACAUGGCAGAUUUCAGUCCACAUCUCCAUACACUGCCAUGCUCUGGUACAAUUUCAGGUAAUACAUUUUCCUCCCUUCUAAUCACCAUACACCUUAAGGUCCAUGAAGGCAUCUCCAUCUCUUCAGUUCAGAUAAUGCAGGCUGUUUUAAUGAAUCAUAAAUUGGCAUAAAAAGAUGCAGCCUGAAAGAGAUAAAUCCAUGAGAUGCCCCAGUACCCUCUGUGCAUCCAUCAGCCUUUCACUUCCACCAGAUGGCCUGGUCUGUGCUGCCUCUGAGAAACCCACCGUGCAAAAUGCUGGUUCGUGACAUUGGCCAGUAUCUCUGGUGUAUCUCCUCCCUUCACAGGUAACUUCAAGGUACCACUGUGAGGUGGCUUAUGGGGAGGAAUGUGCAGAACUGAUGUCACAAAACAGUACAAGUCAACAUAGGAUGCAUUAAUGCCACUCUGGUAGCCCCAAAGUGCACCCAGGUUUC